GAAGACCUGCAGAACAAAUGAAAGGGUUCCGAGGCUCCUGUCCCUCCCCUCCCCGCUCCCCCGGGUGUCCAAGCGCCUGACACGUAGUAGGCGCUCCCUAAACAUCUGCUCAGCAAAUGAGCUGCAAGUUUUAGGCGUCGAGCACGUGGAGCUUUGGAAACCAGGACAUUGAACGAGCGUGCCUCAGACCACAAAGCGGCUCGGGCGCGUGUGAGAGGCGGCGGCGGGCUGGAGGCGAGGCGCGGGCCGGGAGCCGGGCGCCCCGCGGGGGGUCCUGCCUGCGUGGCGCCCGGGGCGGGGGCUCGGGGAGUCGCGCGCCGGCACGUGCUCGUCCCGGGGCCGCCGGGCCGGGGUGGGCGCGCGUGUGCGCGUGGGGCGUGGGGUGUGUGCCCGCGCCGUGCCCCCCGCGCGUGCUGCCGGGCGGGCGCCGGCGUGAGUCACGGCGGGGCUCGCCUUUAUAACGGCCCGCAGGCUCGCGCCAGCCGCCCGCCAGCCCGCCCGCCCGCCGCUCCGCGCUCCAGCGAGCGCGCCCCGGCCCCGCGCCCCGCAACGGCCCCCAACCGCCGCGCAGUCCCGAGGGCGCCAUGAGGGGCCCGCGCUGCGCCCCGCUGCUGCUCCUGCUGCUCCUGCCGCCGCUGCUGCUCACGCCCCCCGCCGGGGACGCCGCCGUCAUCACUGGGGCCUGCGACAAGGACCCCCAGUGUGGUGGAGGCAUGUGCUGUGCUGUUAGUAUCUGGGUUAAGAGCAUAAGGAUUUGCACACCUAUGGGCAAAGUGGGAGACAGCUGCCAUCCGCUGACUCGUAAAAACCAUUUUGGAAAUGGAAGGCAGGAGAGAAGAAAGAGGAAGAGAAGAAAAAGGAAAAAGGAGGUUCCAUUUUUUGGGCGGAGAAUGCAUCACACAUGUCCAUGUAUGCCGGGCUUAGCCUGUUUACGGACUUCAUUUAAUCGAUUUAUUUGUUUAGCCCGAAAGUAAUCACUUCAGAGUAGAAACUUUAAAUGUGAACAACCACAUGAUGUCUGUAAAGUCUAUUUACUUGUGAUUGUGCCCAACAAGUAUAAUAUGCCAGAAAGAAAUGCUCUUGCUUCCUCAGCUAUCCAAGUAACGUUUCUAUCUUUGAUGUUUAAAUGGCUUUUUUUUUUUUUUUUAACUGAAAGAGGAUUUCAAUUUUGGAUAGAAAUGUAGAGUGUAGGGCAUUAUGGAACCGGUUCUCAUUUCCCUGUUUGUGUUUUGGCUUGGUCUGGCCUUUUUUAAUGCCAGUAACUCACCCAUUUUCACAGAAAUGAGGAGAGUAAGAAUUUGGUCUUUUGUUACAGAAACUUUUUUGUCUGAAACCCCCUCACCCCAGCCCUGCCCACCACACACACACACACACACACACACACCCUCUGGUCUCUUUUCUCUCCUCAAAGAAUUUUAAGGCCCCCACUUAUUCUUUGCCAUUUCCCUGCUGGGCCCUCUAGCAUUUUAACGAGGGGAACAGGGUUGUUAGAUAUCCUUUAGCUUGCUGGGAAAAUCCGUGUGGAAAAUCAAGCUUUUUUGCCUGAUACUUAAACAGCAAAGGGUGUGUGGUUGAACUAGACACUCCACAAUUUUCCUGGUUGAAGUAGAGGUGGGCAUACUCUCCAGCUUUCAUGGAACCUGUCCAUGCGACAGAACCUCAGAUCUGCUGUGUGACAGGUGUGAGUUCAGAAGGCAUGGAAAGUCCAUUUAGACCUUAUUUCUAGAUUUAGGGUUUUUUGGGUUUUUUUAGUAAAAAACACUUCUCCAAUAUGUUACACUUACUUCUUUUUCUUCUUGUGAAGUUUAUUUUUUAAGUCUCAUAAUUAGAGAUGUUCCAGAAAAUGUCCCUUGAAGAGGAAGUAUUAAUUUUAAUCUGGCAUAACACUAGUUACCAUUUUAAAGUCGGUAUUAAGUUGUAAUUUAAACUUUACUUGUAACCAAAAGGUCUAUUGUAAUGGAUUACCUGACAUCCUGCCAUGUUUCCCUAUAUCAAUAUUGCUGUGUAAAAAUUCUGUAUCAGAAUAAUGACAGUAUUAUAUAUCAUUUGAUUUAUUUUAAUAUUAUAUCCUUAUUUUUGUCACAGUUGUUGUCAGUUUUUAUUACAAGCAGAUUUCUAUUAGCUCACAUUCUAAAAUGGGUAAAGACCCCCAAAUUGGUAAAAUAGCACCAACAGUAUUUGCGUGUUCACUUUACAUACAGCAAAGUUCUGUUUGCAUGAAUUUUAAGGUAGUACAAAAAAUAAACAAUGUGUAAAUCGGUGAGGGUUUUGGAACAAGAAGGAAAAUUGUGAUAUGCAGAACUGGUUGUAAUCAGGAAUGGACUCCUGGGAUUUCACUGUAUUGAUUCAGCAUAUAGUGACCCAGUGUUUACCAAGAGUGGUCAGGCAGGAUGCGAGGCGAUAGCCUUAAGGUGAUGCCAGUGGCCCAGCCUUGCAAAACCCACCAAGUAUUGUAAAUGGAAUCAACGUCAACAAAUAAACAGCUUAUGAAAUGUGUUCAACUGAGUAAACUUGACCAUGCCAACCCACUAACCGUUGCAAAAAAAAAAAAAAAAAACACGUCCAUUUUGUAGUAAGUUAACUUAUUCAGCCGGCGCUCACAGUUGCACAUUGUGUGUAACUUUACCCUGGGGGCUAACGUGUCCCAUAAAUAAAUGAAUGGGAUUUUGCUGUACUAAUUACCAUAUUUAGUCAUAGAAGUAUUAUUUUUGGUUCAGUUUAGUUUGUGUGCAAGAAGCAUUCCUCAGUGAGUUUGUUGGAAAAACAUCGCCUUCAGCAAGUGAAAUUAUGGGUGAAGAGGCAGGCACUUCAGCCGUUACCCUAAAUGUUUUCUUGUAAUGUGUGGUACAUCCUUUUUCUUAAGUCUGAAAACUUGAUUGGGUCAACCAUCCAUUUUCACCCAAGUUAAAAAACAUAUGACUUUUAUAAAAUUCUGUUUUUACAUAAACCAACUCAAUAAAAAAAAAUCACUAAAAAGAGGUAGAUCGUAGUAUAGCCAUGAGAAGGAAUGUGAGGUUUGUGUAGAAAACUCAGAACUAUAUCUACUGACUCACCUUCUACCAUUCAAAGAAAAACAGAACCUUACUAUUUGUUAACCUCUCCCCUCGAUUGUUAUCUUUACUAGGGAAUAACUAACUCCGUUCUUUGUAAGGUACAGCUUUAUUUGGUUAGUGUUCUUUUAACUUGUCACCAGGGUUAGCAUCUUUCGAAUAAUUGUUUCAAAAACUCGUAAUCAUGUUCCAUGGAGACUCUUUAAGCUCACUGUACGCAAAGCACACAAAUUCCUGCGCUAUAAAGACUGUGCUGCUGUUUCUUCCCUCCUCAGGACACUCUCUCCCUGAAACUGGGACUUCAUAGGCCAGAAUUUCUGCAAGGUAAGGCAAACUGAAAAUUUACGCAAGAAAAGUUAAAGUCAGCAAUCUACUUUGAUGUCAUUAUCGGGCGUGAAUUCCAUCCAUGCUGGGAGAGAAACAGAUCUGAUGCCAGAACCUACGAGCUAAAUUCAAGUGGACCCGUGGAUUCCUUUGCAAACACUGACUUUCUUGAAAACUAUCAUUUCGGACUUCAACCUUUUUUUUUUUUUAAAGCAACAUCUUUUUUUGACCAUGGAGAAGUUUGUGCUAAAAGUCUUUCCUUACAAACCCUCUCAUCUAACUGAAGGCCUUUUUUCUUCCCAGCAUUUCAGUGUUGUUCUAGUGUUGGAGCUCUGUAAAGUCAGUCCAGUGAUAAAUCACUCAUCUAAGCCAAUUUUCUUCUUCAUUGGUUUCAGUAUCAGAAACCUCAUCCCAUUCAGAAUUUUCUAACUUCAUUUUUUUAGAGAAUUAAAGUUGGAGACCAUUUUAAUUUUAAAAACAGGACAGUUUUGGUAUUCAGUGAGGAUCACUGCCUAAAAUUCACUGACAACCUUUUACGAUCAUUCUCUUUUAACAUGUUGCCCUGUAUUUCCAGUAAUAUCCCCAGAAUUAAUAUUUCUUUGGUUCUUAGACAUCUUCCCCCUGAUUUGUUAAUGGUCAGUACACCCUACGGUACUAAAGAGAACUGUUUCUCUUCUAGUAUCUUUGACAGCAUAAUCCUUAAGUAAAUUUAUUACCCUCUACUCUAACUCCCCCAAAAGUCAGGGCACUUUUCAGAGCACACCUCUCCCAAGAUUCGAGAUGCCAUUAGUACACUGUUCUUGAAGGACCACUCCUCCCCCCCCCCCCCAUUAUCUAUCACCCUUAGAGAUUCUGGUUCAGUUUGUCUGGGGUGAGGCCUGGGUGUUGGGAUUUUUUUUUUUUUUUUUUUGGAAGCUACUUAUUUGAUUCUAAGGUGCACCCGUGGUUGAGAGCCACUGAGAAAGAACAAAGGAAUAUGCUUUAUAGAACUGUUGCUUCCCCAUGAAACCCCUUUAUGAGACACCUUUGUAGUUAGAUGAGAAGUGGAGGGAGUAGCUAAUGUCUGCCUUUUCUUGCCACCCUCAAAAGUCCCUGGGAUCCUCAAGCAUAAAUGAAUCUCUGUUUUGGGAUGGUUUCUUUUUUUCUUCUCCCUCCACGACUUCUAGAGGGACCUUCACAGAAGGGUCCCGCUUGAGAACUUUAGUGGGUUACAUAGCUCAUUUGAGGAGUCUAUUCAAAGCUCCUCUGAAUUACAUUAGGGAAGCAGGCCUGGGUGCAGCCUGGCUGGUGCUGGCUCUCCUGCUGGCCCUGAGAAGUCUGUGCAGCCGGCUCCCUUGGUUUGUUGACCUCGGUCGUCCUCCAGGCACACCCUCCCAGGUGACAGCUUCCGAACUGCCCCCUGUCCUAGCCCCACGUUCCUAUAUAUCUCCAGAUUUCAUUCUAUGUUACUGGAGCUAUAAAUCCUCAAAAUGCUUUAGAAAGUCCAAUAUUGCAGCAAAUUGUAACUGAGUAACUCACAUUAGUAAGCAUUUUAAUAAAACGUACAUACGCCACAAGAGAUUGAAAGGCAAGAAAGUAGAAAAUCAUGGGGCAAAUGCCCGGGGUAGCCUGUGUCAUGUACGUACACAGUGUGUACCAGUGUGUCCACGGCGGAUUUUCAUCAUCAUGAAGGCCUGGAACACGCACUCAUGAGCUGUGGCACAGCCAGGCAAAACCGGGCGUGCGCCCUGCAGGGGCAGCUGGGGGGUAUUUCCAGGCAUUCGCUCACUUUCAUCCAGGAUUUGUCAACACUGACGCUACUGACUUCCUGGGCCAGGCCAGUUUUUGUUGUGAGGCACGGUCCCGUAUUCUGUAGGCUGUUUAACAGCACCCCUGUCUCCUGCCCACUAGAUGCCAGUAGUUCCCCUAAGCCGUCACACCCCAAAAUGUCUCUAGGCAUUACCAAAUGAGUAGGUAGGGGUAAAUUGUCUCCCUACGAAACCCACUGGUGUCGUCUGAAGAUACUUUGUGUCUGCUCAUAUCAAUUUUGUUUCAAUAUCAGACAAAAUUUGAAACAACAGUAUUAAAAAAUUAAACCCCCAAAUGAGGGCUGUACCAAAUAGGUAUUCUAAAAACUAAAAAACACAAAUAGAAAACUACCAUUUAUAUUCAAAGGAAUGGAAAGGUAAAUACUUGAUACAUUUUAAUAGCCAACCAAAGAAAUACCAGUUGUGGGGUGCCUGGGUGGCUCAGUUGGUUAAAAGUCUGACUCUCGGUUUUGGCUCAGGUCAUGAUCCCAGGGUUGUGGGAUCAAGUCCCGUGUCAGCCUCCACACUGAGUGUGGAGCCUGCUUGAGAUUUUCUCUCUUUCUCCCUCCGCCCCUCUCCCCCGGGGGGUUCACACGUGCUCUCUUUUUCUCUUUCUCUCUCUAAAGUAAAAAAUAUGUAUAUAUUAAAAAAGAAAUAUCAAUUGUAUGUCAGCUGUAUAGUUUACUGUUUCAAGGGAGAAAUUUUUUAAUAAGCCACUCAUUAAAGCUUAAGGCCACAGGCUCAGAUAACCUCAAGAGUAGAUGAAAGAUUUCACAUCUUUGGAGUAGACUUCUGAGCAAAUUUCCACAUUGUUCAAAUCCAGAUUUCACCAUCUUGAUUAAAAUGUGUUAUAAUUUAUUAAAAAUGUUUUUGUCGCAGAAAUUCAAAAGCUUUACAAGAAAAAGUUGAAGAAAAUUGUGGGUUUUGUUUUGUUUUUUUAUUAAAUGAGAUUUGAAUAACUAUUGAGAAGCUUCACAAAUUGAGUUUUCUGAGUGCGACUGAGUACGGACCUGUUCCCAUUAGGCAGGACUGAGGCUGGGCUUCAGUGUGUGUGGUUCAGCCAAGCAAAACAAAAACCUUUCAUUAUGGAAAUAUUUAAACAUGAAAGUAAUCAAAAUUAUAUAAGACAGCCUCAUGUAUUCAUCAUCCAGUAUCUUCUCAGCAGUCCCCAUCUCAAAGCCAGCUCUACCUGACUGCUUCUCACCCCAGGACCUCUGCCUCUCCUGUGUGGCCUUGCAGCAAAUCAGUCUUGUCCCCGAUAGAAAGGGCCUCUUAGGGGAAAGGCAGCCACAGUCUUGUGUGUUACUGAUGAUAUAAGUCCUUUUUCUUUUAAGGGCAGCUCUCUGCUUGAACCUUGCUAGGGUCCUUUCACUGAUCAGCCUAUGCCCCUACCCAUUUACUCUUGAGAUACAUUUUUCAUAUCCCAAGUUGGAGUUCAAAAUGGAGGAGAAAAAUAUCUCAGGCCUGGCAUAAGAACAUACGAAAGAAUAUUUUCUCCUGUAUAAAAUUUUAAAAGAAAAUCAUUGCUGCUCAAAGUAAGAGACUCACAGGAGAAUAUGCCAACUACGGUGUUGUGAUUGGGUUCUGGGGAGUUGAAUGUCGUCUGCAGCCAAUAGUCCUUUGGAUAGCAAAUGUUAGUAUUCUCUAUUAAUUUCCCUGGGUUUGGUGAGAAGGAUUUGGGAAAAUCCUUGAAGACAUGACUGGUAAACUCCAUCUGUCUUCCAUAAUUCAUUCCUUUAUUCUCACGUUCUCUUCUCUUCUCUUCUCCCCUCCUUCCUUCCUUGCUUCCUUCCUUCGUUCCUCUCCUCUGCCUCCUUCCCCUUCCCCCAAAAGUUUUAGCUAGGCACAUGGCCACUCAUCUAGCCAUCUAGAGACUUCAUUUACCGGUAUCCUUUGGCUGGGUGUGGCCAUAUGACUGAGAUCUUAGCAGUGGAAUGUGAGCACCAGUCCUCUGCCCCACUUGCUUCAAAGGACAUCACGCUCCACUUCCUCCCCAAUAGGGAGAUUCAGUAAUGAACCUGGCUACUUUGAGCCCCGAGGGUAGGAGGCACUUGGGGAAGAUAAUGGAGCUGACCCACUAGCCAGUCGCUGGAUCACCUCCUGAAGCAGGCCUCCAGAACCCCAGAGAAACAAUUGAGCCACUCUUAUUUUGGGUCUCUAUCCAACACUUCCACCACUCCCCUAAUCAAUCCUAAUGGAGUCAUUCUUUCCCAAAGUGCAUCAUUUCGUUACACUUCAGACUUGAUUCUGUGCCCUUGAAAAACAUAGCGUCCGUGUUUUCAUUUAGCGGCUGUCCUGCAGAGAGUGGGAUCAGCCCCCCACCCAAAACUGAUGGGCAUUUGGGGACUGGUGAUGGCACACCCCCAAAGGAUGUGACAAGAUUUAUGUCUCCUGGAAUUUGCUGGCAAGGGUGGAGCAGGCACACGUCAGUCCAGGGGGCACUAGGCACGCAGUUUGGUUGGUUGUAGAUUUCAUUGUGAUCAGGAGGCAGGGCCAACCUGAGAAUUCCUGCCUGCUGGGGCUGGGUAGCUCGGCUGUAGGGCAAAAAGAAAAGGGGAGUCUGAGGCUUGAGAGCAGUCAGUGUUCAGACAUCCAUACUGGGGUUUUCCUCUUUAUCACAGCGCUGAAAUAAUAUCUUCAUGAGAACCUGAUAAUCAAAUGGAAGAAUAAUCCUCAAACCAAUAAUGGCUGAACUCACUUAUGUAUUUUGGUCAUGAGAAUAUUAAUUUUCCAAACCUAAGAAAAUGCAUAAAUCCAUUUCUCUGUGCCACUCCUUUUAAUUCAAAUAUGUCAUCUCUCCCUGGAUUAAGAAAUUUUGGAGACAGGGAAUGUCCCUGAGGCCCUCUAUGACUGUAAAUUUUCUUAGGAUGUUUAAGUGAAUUUUAAUCUCACCAAGAAGCACGAGAUAAAGGGAAGAGAAAAAGGACUUUAAGUGACAAACUUUCAGUGAACAAAGCUGUUUUUUCAAGUAGCAAAAAGUAAAGUAAUAUGCCAUUAGCAGAAGACUAAUUAUGCCUUUGUAUAACUGUGUUCCUUUCAAUAGAGGCAGGUUAUUAAAUAUAUAUCUGAAGGUGUUUAAUUCUAAUACCUUUCUAAAACUUAUAAGGAAACUUAGAAAUUAAAAGGAAAUCUUUUGUCAGACCACAUGUCACCAUACUCAUAAAGGAUUAGAACAAUUAUGCAAAUCAAAUUCUAGAAAUAGCUCUGGGUAUCCCAUAAUUCCUCAAGAUAGAUAUGCAAAUUACACUGCUCGUGACUGGGUUGAAAGAAUUACACAAUGUACAGUUACACUCUUUAUGUCGCUAUCCCUGAUGAGAACCUGCGACAGGGGUUCCUCCCUGUCUCGUCUCCUUCUUCUUCCUCUUCUACUGAGCACAUUGCCAUGCAAAUUGGUCAGUGCUCAGGAAACACAUUGGGGAAAAUAUAUGGAGGAAUAAGCGGGGAGAAAAUAAAAUGUGAAGUGAUGAAGACAUGGAAAAGUUUCAUCUCCACAUGCAUUUUACAUUUCAUGAUCUCUGGAGAAUAUUCUAAUAAGGCAUGUAUUAAGUCAGCAUCGAAACUUUAAUAAUUUUCCAAAGCCUUUUGGAAUUACAGCACGUCUGUAGUUCAGGAAAAUGAAACCAUUUAUUGCCCUGACCAGGUUCCAACACGGGGCCUAACCAAAAAACAAUGUGCUCCUCUCACAUAUCAUAUCCUGGCAUAUCCUAGAAAGCUCCGUAGAUUGGCACAUUCUGGUAGUAGAAAUGAAUCAGGGAAAUUUUUACAUCUGUGCUUAGCCAACAGUUUAUAUGUUCUCCACCUAGAGUAGACUGGCCACUUAAAUCUUCAUUUAUAAAUGGCGAAAUUAUUCCUCCUAGAAGCCAAGUAAUAUUAGCUUUAAUGUACCUGUCUCCUUGAUGUUACAGAGAAAUAAGAGAAUUGUAUUUAUGCCUUGACAUUGCAGCUUAAAAUGUUUUUGCAUGUUUUCACCGUGUAAUUUGAAGUGACUUCAAGACUUGAGGCUUUCAGAUAACAAAUUUCAAGCUGUCUGUUUCUCUUAAAUGACUGCAUGCAGGACACAGGGUGCACUAAAUACCUACUAAGGCUUUCCUCCUGCUUUUUCCUUGACCAAAAGCACAAAAUACCUUUUUCUGUAGUGAAAGCCUGCUACUCUUUCUUCUUUUGGCAGGGAACUGGAGUGGUCUUCUUGAGGACUACCUGUUUCAUUUCUGUUAAGUUCUGACUUGUCUAAUUAAUAAUGGCUUUGCGGGCUCUCCUUGAAGCAAGAUUUUAUAUAACAAAUUUCCUCCAUUAAAAUGACCACAUUCCUUACUGGCGCUUGGAUAUUUGGAGAGAAUUGGAAGAGAAAAUGUUGAGCAGAGAAUUACAUGGUUUUAUUUCACUUAGAGGACUUUAUUUUUUUAAAUGGACGCCAGGGUGAGGAGAAUGUGGGAGUCAGAAGGUAAGAAGAACCCAAGAGGAGGGGAAAGAGGAAAACUGGACAAUUUUGUUCCAGUCUUCUGGUUUUUCCUCCUUUCCUCACUUGGGUAACCAGAGAUCCCAGACAAUUGAUUAUGAUGUCUCAUCUCCUCAUUAUCCCCAAGCACCUUAUCUAGGGCCUGCUUUGGGCAUAUAUUAUGUUCUGACUUGAUUUGUGGCUCGAGGCACGUUUGCUAGGUGUCUCCAAUUAGCUUGCUAACUCAUUAGCAUAUGGGGACCUUCCAUAUCCCCGUCUCCUCCUGCCCUGCCCAACACACAGAAACUGGCUGCUUAUUAGCUUCCAAUACGAACUGAUUACUGUCCAUGGGUUUAUUCAAGUGGUUUUCCAUUUUCCUGUAACUAGAUUUAUGAUGUCAAAAUCUUAAACAUACACUGGUCAAAACUAGCCUAGUAAUAGGUAGUCUUUUUCAUCUUCUAGGUUUAUUUCAUUCUAAGAAAUCAGGUCAAAGUUCCUAUUUUUCCAAAGGCAGGUUAAUGCAACAGUCAACAGCAGGCUGAAUGACCUGAUAGUUGGAAAGAGUGAGUGAAUUAAAUAAGUCUAAUUUUUUUUUAACUUUUUAAAUACAGUUCUAGGAUAUCAAGUACUCCUGUCAAAGGAGUGAAGGGAAUCAAAUAUUUUAAGUACUGUUGCCGGUAAUUGUUGCUUCAAAAAGCAUCAUUAUUAGUGCCUGAAGCAAUAGUAGUUUCUAUUUCAAGACUAGGAGUCUAUAGGUAUGAGGUUGCUUAUGGGAUUUUUUUUUAUGUUUAUUUAUUUUGAGAGAGAGAGAGAGAGUUUAAGUAGGGGAGGGGCAGAGAGAGAGGGAGACAGAAUCCCAAGCAGGCUCCAAGCUGUCAACACAGAGCCCAAUGUGGGGCUCAGUCCCACAAAUUGUGCAGUCGUGACCUGAGCAGAAAACAAGAGUCAGACAUUUAACCCGCUGAGCCACCCAGGCAUCCCAUGAGGUUGCUUGUUUGGUUAAGCAGCUCACCUCUGUUAAAAUAGAUGCCUUUCUGGUCUGUUACCUUCACUGUGUUGACAGUAUCUCUUCUCAUGGUUGUAAGAUGGCUGCUGUGGCUCCCAAUGCCAAAUCCUCACCAAAAACACCCCCAAAGAAAGGAAGUGGUAGGGCUGGGGGAAGACAAGAGAGCUCUAUUCUUGGACUGAGUUGGACCCCCAGGGUCUUGUCUAAGUUGAGGAAAAGGCAUAAAGAACCCCUUUGACUCAGACUAAGUUUGCUUUAACUUCUGUUCACUCCAGAAGCAGCUAAAAAGCAUUGCAAAGGAUAUUAUUGAUUUCGGUCUAGAAUGUGAGUGGGUGGUGACGGUUUCCCAUUACCUCCUUUGCCCCUCAUGGAGAGGGUCCUGAAGCUCAGCGGCCUUGGCAGGUGACACAGAAUGACACAUCUGCCAGGUGAAUGGAGAACAGUAUUUUACAUCCACUGCACUUUCUAACCCCAGAUACCUCAGCACACAGACAAUUCAGAAUGCCAGUAAGACCAUAAACUUGCUACUCAACCCACCAUGGCCCUCAGAUCUAAAGAGUAGGUUUGGAGACUGGAACGUUUUGCAGGGUUUGCCCUAGAACCGUUUUCCCCCCUCUCCUCCCCUGUGGCAGCUAGUUCACUCCUAAUGUCUAGGUAUUCACACCUUACAUCUGAACGCUUAGUAGCAGUUGCAUUGGGGAAUGGGCAUGAGGACUUUAGACACAAGGAACAAUACAUGCAAAGGCUUGACACAUUGCAAUCUGUUCAGGGUAUGGCGGUUGUGGAGUGGCUGGAGGGCAGGGCCUGGGAAAGGAAAGGACAGAGGUGAGAGCUAAGGGAGCUGAGAGCCACGGGCAUACACGAGGAUUCAUACAGGUAAACACAGUGCACCAGGAGAGCCCGGAGGAGGGUGGCUGGGCUAAGAAAGGCUUGCAAAGUCUUGGAUCUGGGUCCAGCACGAACCCAAUGUUCACCAGGACCCGGAGGUAUGGGUAUACAGGUAAGUUCCACCUAUGCCAUCCCAGUUCUUAAAUACUGCAAAUAUUGCCUCUGCUCUGGAGGGAUUGGUGAGAGAUUCCCAGACAGAGAAGGGGACAUAGGCUUUCCAAGGAGAGCGUAUACAAAGGUCAUCAUCAAAGGGAGGAUGUCUUUGCAUUCCAUCCUGCAGGCCUUAGACAGAUGGUAAAGGUUAGACUGGAUCCCACCCCCCCUCAUCCCCCCCCCAUCCUUCUGCAAAAGGAAACCCUAGCUCAGCCCUAGGACCCAGAACCUGUUAUCUUUUAGUGGGCAGGGCACUUGAGAAGGUAGGGGGUGGUGGUGAGAUCCAAGACUUGGCAAAAGUAAUUGUGCCAUGUUUUGCAUCUUUCAAAAAGAGAAAGGAAAGAAGGAAAGGGAGAGAGAGAAGAGUGGAGAGAGGGAAUAGAGAAGAGGGACAAAGAAAGAAGGAAAAGUAAAAAAAAAGUCAAGAAAGAAAAGGAAAGUGGAAACAAAUAUGGCAAAAAAUGACAAGAUUUGUCAAGGCUGGAUACUAGAUUAUUGUCAUUGUUUAUUGGCUUGUUAUAUGCUUCCCCACUUGAGAUAUUUCUUUUUUUAAAAAAGGAACAGUUAGGUGGAAAUGUAAAUAGAUACCCCUUUUCUGCAAAGCUUAUAGACAUAGGAUAUCAAAACACGUAAAAAUGCGUAGUUUUGAACCAACAGUUCCAUGCCAGGACAUUCAGAUGAAGAUUUAUGUACAUGAAAUCUAUUUUCCAUUGCCUCAAGUGCAGUGAUUACCUGUUUAUCUCACGGGAGAGUGGGAGGGGUGGAGACGUGCUAAAUAAACUUCCCAAAGAAACAAAUGUGCUAUUUUAAUAGAAGUCUUCCCCAAAGACUUUGUACCUGUCCGGCAAUUGAUGAGUAUUCUGAAACACAACUAAACUUUUUCUUGAUGGGGGCGCCUGGGUGGUGCAGUCGGUUAAGCGUCCAACUUCAGCCAGGUCACGAUCUCGCGGUCCGUGAGUUCGAGCCCUGCGUCAGGCUCUGGGCUGAUGGCUCGGAGCCUGGAGCCUGCUUCCGAUUCUGUGUCUCCCUCUCUCUCUGCCCCUCCCCCGUUCAUGCUCUGUCUCUCUCUGUCCCAAAAAUAAAUAAAAAACGUUGAAAAAAAUUUUUUUAACUUUUUCUUGAUGAUGUUUUAUUAAUUAGCAAUCAAAGUACAUGUUAAUAGAUUCAUUGAUCCAAAAAGCUGCUGAGGUGUGAGGGGCGUUUUGCAUCUCUACACCAUUCCCCUAGACAGCUCGUUUCUCUGCCUCUCUUUGUUCUUCUGUUUCUUUUACAGUUGACUGUCAUUUCUCAUUACUCUUCACCUGAACUCUCAUUAGGAAUCAUCCACCUAAUCAGAAUGAAGCACAACAAAACAGAACCACAUAAUCGAAUGUUUAGACAUGCCAUCUGAAGCGAAUCUCUGUCUGAGGGGCACCAGGGUGGCUCAGUCACUUAAGCGUCCCACGCGUGAUUUUGGCUCAGGUAAUGAUCUCACGGUUCGUGGGUUCGAUCCCCGGGUUGGGCUCUGCACUGACAGCACGGAGCCUGUGUGGAAUGCUCUCUUCCCCUGUCUCUCUCUGCCCCGCCUUGACUCAUGUUUGCUCGCUCACUCUCUCAAAACAAAUACAUUUUUUAAAAAAUAAAAUAAUAAAGUAAAUCUUUGAACAAAGGCCUGUUGGUAUAUCUCCAGCCAACCGGUGUGCUUCUUAAAGAUGUUCUUUCUUGGAUCCAACCUCAACCCCUCCUAAUAAUCUCUGGACCAUGCAAGCACUUCAGGUAAUUCUUAUGUAUAUUAAAAUUUGAGAAUCACGGGUUUAUGGAUUUUCCUGUUAAAAAACAACCACGAACUCAAAUCCAUAUAUAGAGAGCAAUCUGAACGGGUUGUCUCAACAGUCAGGUUGCUGCCUAAGGCUGAAGAUGUUCAGGGGUCAAAUGGUUUGGGCCGUGCUCCAUGCCAGGUGCUAAAUAGUCUACAAAUCACAUGGGCUUAGUGACUUCUGUUGUUUUGAACUUGGAUCCCUGGGAGGCGGAGGAGGGUUAGAUGAAGAGCCUGGGCCUGUCUUUCUUUAGGUUAGCUGAGAUUUCUGGCAAGUGGCUGUUGGAUAAUUAACAUCUACCUGGUCUCACGACCUGGGGAGGAAGAAGGUAAUUGUUACUUGUAUUUUCCAACUAUGAGACCAUCUUCAGACUGUCUUCUGCGGACACAAAAGAAUACUGCUGACCGUUUAUCAGAGGCAAAUUGGCCACACCCUCUUGUUAUGACUUAUCCCUCUUGCACUGAAUACUUAAUAGUUCAUAUUAUAUACAAUAUGAACUACAGUAAAUUUCAACAUAUUUACUGUGCUCAUAUUUAUUGUUUUUAUCAAAAUGAUCGCUUCGCUCACACUCGUCUUCCGUAUGUUUAUUAAAAAAAGUUUUAAAGCAAUAUAUACUACUGCGUUCCUUUAAAGAAAAGAUGUGCAUCUUUUUAUCUUGUAUCUUAGCUAGACUCCAAAUGCCUUAGAUAUUCUGAUGGUCAACUAAAGAGCCAUGCACUCACAGGAUAAUGGAACGAAUACCGUAUUUAGAAGUGUAUCAGUACCAGUCACAGUCUCAAACAACAGCAACAAGAAACCACUCCAGAAUGAAAAUACUGGUAUAUUUGUAUAAUGCAAAGAGAAAUACAGAUAUAAAUCCUCAAAACGGAAGGUACAUUAAUAAAAAUGUAGCAUUAUAAGCAAAAAAUAUUAUACAGUACUUGCAGAAUUUAGUCUUUCCGUUUAAGAUUACAGUGUGUCUACCAAAUAUUUAAAAGUAUGGUUGUCAUUAUUAAUUUAAAAUAUCCAUCAGAUGAGCAGCACAGCUUAACCUAGCAAACAUUUUAAGGAAAUGCUUUGUCUUGUAGAAGUAGAGUUAUCAUUAUAUUCCAUUCAUUGAUACCAUGAACAAAAGGAGAACAGUUUUCAAAGUGGAAAUUAGUUUCGUAAGACAGAAUAAAACUGGGCGUCUCAAAGCACAAGCUGUUUCCAUAAACGUAUUUUCAUUUUUAUUGGCAAAAAAUACCUAAGCAAUUCUGACUUAGUUCUGACUCUGCUUCCCAGAGCCUUCCCAAUCCGUGAACCACAAUCAGUACAAAAACAUGCAAUACUGGUUUUUUUUUUUCUCCACACCAUCACUGACCAAAACACUUUUACUCUUUUUAAAAGUUACAAUUUUACAGAAAUGUUUCCACUCAAGAUUGGUAUAAUACAGAGAGCAGUUGUUGCCGCUGAUGUGUAUUUUUCUAGUAGUAUAAAGGAAGGUAGGAAACAAAUCUGGUCACUUGUCACUGCUGAAAAAACACUGCCUCGCUACUUUACGCUCCCAUUUCUGCUCUUCAAAUUCAUUACCGAUACUGAACAAAGUUUUCAACACUUUCAAAGAACCAGAGCAGCACAACUGACCCCACGGCCGGCAACUCAAGGGGGAACUGACGACAAUUUCCCCUCCCCCCUUUCUCCUGCUUCCCACAGAAGACCCUCAAGAAAUCAAACUUGUGAAGUCCCCUAGGUUCCUCUACUUCACUGCGAAAUGUAAUGCCACUUGAGGUUGUCAAAAAUAGCUUCUGUAGAAAACUGGCCAAGGUCUUUAGGAAACGUUGCAUGAAGAAAAUUAGUGUAGGCUUUAUUAAAAAAAAAAAAAAAAAAAAAAA
Molecule: messenger RNA, 15292 nt
Organism: Panthera uncia (snow leopard)
Lineage: Eukaryota; Metazoa; Chordata; Mammalia; Carnivora; Felidae
Gene: PROK2
Product: prokineticin 2
Exons: 4
Coding region: 585-974 (129 amino acids)
Source: RefSeq, a predicted model, not a curated record